Molecule: messenger RNA, 1420 nt
Organism: Perca flavescens (yellow perch)
Lineage: Eukaryota; Metazoa; Chordata; Actinopteri; Perciformes; Percidae
Gene: caly
Product: calcyon neuron-specific vesicular protein
Exons: 5
Coding region: 392-1006 (204 amino acids)
Biological process (GO): clathrin coat assembly; endosomal transport
Cellular component (GO): endosome; membrane
Molecular function (GO): clathrin light chain binding
Source: RefSeq, a predicted model, not a curated record
UAAACCGAGAUGUGAUUAUUUCCCACAGGCAAAAAAAAAAAUUCUGAUCAGCCACAAUCCCUCUGAGUCGCGUUGAGAUGCGCAUUCACACUGAGCUGCCAGUUUCCUCCGGAGGACGAGCAGCUCCAGGGCUGAAUUACAUGCGCAGUCCUGCCGUGAAUCACACAUCACCACGGCAACCGGCGUUCACACCGAGUCCCCGUCAGCAUCAGUGGGGUCCGAUCCCAUCCACAGACAACAGAGCACCGAACACCACAUAUCCAGGAUUUGAGCAACAAGCAGCGCUGUCACAUUUGGUUAAAAGAACACAGUCUGAGUGAAUCUGACCUGAACAGUCUGUCCCUGCUAUCCAGAUCUAUCCAGGCCUUUUUUUUUAGACAGCCGAGCAGCUAUGGUGAAGCUAGGUAGCAAUCUGUCUGAUAAGCUGGAGAAGCAGCCGUCUGCGGACGACGGCUUUGAUAACAUCCCCCUCAUCACACCCCUGGAGGUCAACCAGCUCCAGCAGCCAUUUGCAGACAAGGUCAUUGUAAAGACAUCAACACAAUAUCAGCUGCCGCAGAAGAAGAAGAACAAGCUGUAUGUGCCCAAUAUCAAGAAGCUGAAUAUCAACUUCUACAGUGAUGUUUCAGAGAAAGCCAAGAUCACAGGUCUGAUCCUCAUUACAUUGGCCUUCCUGACCAGCCUGCUCCUCCUGUUGAUGUACAAAGCCAUGUGGUAUGACCAACUUACCUGCCCAGAGGGUUUUAUCCUUAAGCAGAAGCACUGCACCCCAGCAGCUCUGGAGAUGUACUACACAGAGCAGCAGCAGCAGCAGCAGGGGGUUCCGGGCGUCCGCGACGGGGCCAACACCGGGCUGUACGCCGCCCUCAGCCACCUUAACCAGGUCAAGAGGACUGGGCCGGAGCUGCCAUUGCCAUGGUUACCAGUCAUCAGUGCUCUGAAGGAGGCAGAGGUGGCCAAACAAGGAAGCGAGCCUCUGCCAGGAGGACUGGAGGGAGAGGAGUGAAGGGGCUGAUAGAAACACAGGUGUUAAAGGUGGAAAUGAUGAUGGGGAGGCAGCGUAGAUUAUUGUGUCUUUCUUCCCUCGUACAGUCUAUCGAAUCGCUUGUUUAUACUGGUGCUCCAAAUCCUUAAAGGUGUAUCUACUACACAUUUAAAUCAGCUAUGUAAACCACAUGUAUUUAAGAUGCUAAUACCCAACUGUGUGUGUGUGUGUGUGUGUGUGUGUGUGAGAGUGUGUGUGUGUGAGAGAGAGAGAGAGAGAGAGAGAGAGAGAGAGAGAGAGAGAGAGAGUGUUGUUGUGGUUAGAGGCAGGAAUGUUAUAAAAGUGUUGGAGAAUGUGCCUGACUUUUACAGUGUUACUGAGGUAUGAGUAAUCUCCGCCAUCUGCAUUCAGUGUGUGUGUGUAUGUACUGUACAC